CAUUUCUUACGUACUAAUGUCUCUUGACAAUUAUGGCAGUAAAUCCGGCAAACCCUCCACGACCUGCUCUUCAAGCAACAGAUAAAAAUACUUUCGCAUAUAUUACCGCAAAAAAACGAUGGCCUGAAAUUUUAGAAAAAGUUAUUGAUGAUAUAUAUAAAACUAUUAAUUCACUUGGCCCUUUGGAAGUUGAUAAAAUUCAAGAAGGAAAAAGAAUUGCGGAUUCCCUAACAGAACUUAAAUACCAAAUACAGCAAAAAAAACCAUUGAUCCCAAUUGAAGCUAGUGAAGCGCCAGAUAUCGACACAUACAACUAUGUUUUAAAUACUUAUUUCAAUGGUGAAGACUGGUACUCUGCAACUUGGUUAUUUGCAGAAUGCUACUUAUACCGUAUAAUUCAUUCAACGCUUGCAGAAACCAAACAAUGGCGCAGCUAUGAUCCUUAUUUUCGUCAAAAAGAAGAUUCUUUCAGAGCCUCCUUUGCUACAAUUAUCGAAAUUGCUAAACGCAUUGAUGAAUUAAUUUCUGCUCCAAAAGUGAACGCAGAUAACAGAGACAUAGAGACCGAUGAAAUAAUCUUCCAUGAACUUGCACAAAUAUCACUUUGGGGAAAUGCAACAGAUUUAUCUAUGUUGACUAAUUUUAGUUUUGAUGAAGUUAAGAAAUUGCAAAGUGCCGGAACAAAACGUAUGGAGGAAUCAGAGAAAAAUAUUUUGGUGAAUGAUUUGGCGAAAGUAUGGGAAUGGAUCUUAAAAUGCCGUUAUGCUAGGAUGGACCUCAUUCUAGAUAAUGCUGGAUUUGAACUCUACGGAGAUUUAGUUUUUGCAGAUUGGCUAAUCCAAUCCGGUUAUGCACGAGAGAUCCACUUACAUGCCAAACCAAUUCCAUGGUUUGUUUCAGACACAACGCGGUAUGAUUUCGACUGGCUCUUCCAAACACUUCAAAGUGAUGAUUUCUUUUCAUUCGCCUCUGAACUAGAAAAAUUGUCUCUCAAAAAGCUUGCUAGUCGUUGGCAAUCUUACAUUGUAAAUUUCCAAUGGAUCUUUACUGAGGACUAUUUCUGGACAUCACCGUAUUCAUAUUGGCACCUAGCAGAGCAGGCACCAGACUUAUAUGCUGACUUAUGUAAGUCUCAGCUUGUGAUAUUUAAAGGCGAUUUGAAUUAUAGAAAGUUGGUAUAUGAUUGUAAGUGGGAAACUACUGCGCCUUUUAAAGAAGCCAUCGGGCCGUUGGCAAGUGCGAAAGGCGCACCACCAGUAUUAACUAUGAGAACUGGUAAGUCUGAUCUUUUCGUUGGUCUUGAAAAAGGAGUUGAAGAAAGGUUGAACGCUGUGGAAGAAGGCUGGAUGUAUUCUGGGAAAUAUGCCGUGGUACAAUUUAGCGAAGGAACUUAGUCAAUUUUAUAGGGAGAGAAAUCACUAACUAGUCAUAUCUUAUAUUUUCUUUAUAUAAAAAUUGGAUUAAUAGAUGAUAUAAG
Molecule: messenger RNA, 1477 nt
Organism: Rhizophagus irregularis DAOM 181602=DAOM 197198
Lineage: Eukaryota; Fungi; Glomeromycota; Glomeromycetes; Glomerales; Glomeraceae
Biological process (GO): DNA damage response
Cellular component (GO): nucleus
Molecular function (GO): phosphatase activity
Source: RefSeq, a predicted model, not a curated record